AUUACAUUAACAGUUGGUAAAUUCAUGCCUCUCGCUAUCUCGUCUGCCCCCUAUCUCCUAAAAGAAAUAUAAAAGAAAAACAUCGUACCUGGUGAGGUCUGCAUUUCACAUUCAACAAAUGGGCUUCCCUUGAAUGAUGAUGCAUAAUUUUUAUAGAAUGAGGCGAAAUUAAGAGCAAAAUUGAAAACGGGUCCAUGUUGUGGUCUUGCCACCUGUGUCCCAAUGACAAACUUCACACUGCAUGAUACAGUUAAGACAUUGCUAAGCCUCAUUUAUUUAUGUCAUCAUGAAAUUUAUUAUUAAAGUUACAAUAAUGACUGGACUUGAAGACAGACAACCCCAUGGGAGCAGAGGAUGCUAGAAUCCCUCCACGCGCUGGGAGAAACUUCCCAAGAGUCCCCGUUGUGCCAGCACAGGACGUCACUGAGGGAUGUUUUCACCCUGUCUGUUAUUGCUGUGUCUCCUUUAAUCCCCUUAACAUCCUGCCGCAAUGAAGUUUAUAAACACAAGUUUGGGGGCGGAUCAACACCGAUACUGUCACAUAUUUAAGUCAACAGCUUAAACCCUUCAGCCUGCUUCCAACUUCUGACUACAAACUGCUCUGUGUCCUGCACCUUACAAAAGGAGUCUCACAGACAGUGGUGUGUCACUCUGAAGGCUGCUUCUACAGACCAUACCUUGGCAGAAAAAAAUCCAGAAUUUCAUGACCACCAUAGUGACUUUUCAAAACUAGCCUAUUACUCCAAAAUGCAGGAAGCCCCGGAGUGCACCACCAGCCCCAGCGGCAGCGGCAGCUCCUCAUUUUCCAGCCAGGCAGCAGCCAGCAUAAAAGAGGAGGAAGGCAGCUCGGAGAAAGAGCACCCACCAGAGGCUGAGUACAUUAGCUCCCGCUGUGUCCUCUUCACCUACUUCCAGGGAGACAUCAGCUCCGUGGUAGAUGAGCAUUUUAGCCGGGCCCUGAGCCAGCCCAGCAGCUAUGCGCCAAGCUGCGUCAGCAGCAAGAUGCCCCGAAGCUCCGGGUCCUGGAGAGAGGGGCCCUGCCCGAUGAGCCAGCGCGGACUCCCCGCAUCCUUCUGGGGCGGCGCGUACCCAGCGGCCCCUCUGGGCGCCCAGCUCGCCGCGCCCCCGGAGCUGCCCUUCGCCGCCGACCCCUACACCUCCGCCAGCGCGGCAGAGGCCUGGGCCCCGCACGCGCCCUAUGCGCUGGGCUCCGCGGUGCACGAGGUCUACGCACCGCGCCUGGACACGCGCUUCGGGCCGCUGCUGAUGCCCGCGCGCCCCCGCCUCGGCCCCGCGCCCCGCGGCCCAGCCUGCGAGCGCCCCGCGCGGCCAGAGCCACCCCCAGGGGCUUGGGCAGCGCCUCCUGCGCCGUUUGGGGGCCCUGCCGGGGACACUGGCCUGGGCCUGGGCGCCGACGCAGGUUUGCAGCUUCAGGACAAAAGCAAGGAUCUGUACUGGUUUUAGGCAGCCCACCUUCUCCCCUAGGUGCCUGCACGGUGCACGUUGUGGCCCCACGGUGAAGUGGAGUGGGUUUGUAACGGCUUCUGAUCUUGGUUUGCAGCUCGGCGCUACUCGCUCUGUGGUGCACCCCUUCUGAGCUGAUCGCUGAGGAGGGCCCCCUCUGCCCCUUCUACCAGCCAUGGAGGCUCCCGGAAGGGAAGGCAGAGGCUUCAAACUUCUCAGUGUACUGGGAAAACCAAAAACCACAUGUACAGAAAUGUCAUCCAGAAUUAAUCUCUCCUGCCAGAAGAGUAGACCCAGAGACUCUGAGCUAUGUUUAAUGACUUUGGCCAAAUCACUGGAAAUAUCUGCGGGGAAGCUGCUUACUUGGGUGAUCUGAUAUCAUAAGAUUUCUUGGAAUGGGGGAAAGCAAAAGAGACCUUUUGGUGUGAAUAUUUUUUAUGCUGAUGUGAAGUAUUUCAUUACGUAGUGUGGCCAUGGCGCUUCUGAUGUUCAGUGUCCUCAGAUUCAAGGCCUGCAACACAGACUGUGGCAGAGAAUCUCGAAGAAGCCGCUUCUUUCUUCCUCAGGCUUGGCCUCCAGCUCCCUCCGCCUUCCCACCGCACAACACCCACUCCAGACAGAAAGUUAGACUUUUUCCUCAGACUGCGAAUGCUGCUUCCUCAGUGUGAGUGGCAGGGGGCUGAUCGGGAGCCACCUGCCCCAGUCUUACUGAAAUUUUUGCAGCUGUUGUUGGACAACUGUUGAAAACUCCAGAAAUACAUCGAGCAAGGUGGCACUUCCAGUGUGUGGCAGGACAAUUGCAGUUGCACCAGAUAUAUUAUAUAUAUAUAUAUGUACAUAAAUCAUCUUUUUUAUAAGGCACAUUUUAUGAUGAGAGAUGAAACCCUGUUCUGCCUUCUCUCCUGCAAAUCCUGGCCCUCCUCUCCUCUGGAUGAAAAGCUACACAGGAGUCCCUACUGUCUUCCCGGAGAGGACCUAGGCAUCGCCACGUGAUGCUGUCCAUGGGGUCAGAACACUUCCCUUAGUUCUCUCUGUCUUAAGGUUGUGAUUGGUCACUUUUGUGUUGGGACAGGGGAAGGGGUCUGGGUACGGGCAAAGCUGAGGGUGAUGAGGAAGAUGAAACAAACAUUAAACUUGUCUGUUUACUAUGA
Molecule: messenger RNA, 2615 nt
Organism: Octodon degus (degu)
Lineage: Eukaryota; Metazoa; Chordata; Mammalia; Rodentia; Octodontidae
Gene: Vgll2
Product: vestigial like family member 2
Exons: 4
Coding region: 748-1464 (238 amino acids)
Biological process (GO): regulation of transcription by RNA polymerase II
Cellular component (GO): nucleus
Source: RefSeq, a predicted model, not a curated record